Molecule: messenger RNA, 612 nt
Organism: Arabis nemorensis
Lineage: Eukaryota; Viridiplantae; Streptophyta; Magnoliopsida; Brassicales; Brassicaceae
Source: the annotation of a GenBank genome assembly
AUGUCGAUGGGGUGUUAUUACCAUCUGUCUCAACGCUCUACCAAUGAUAAAUCAGUGGAGAAAGAUAAGCUAGAUUAUUGGAUAGAGAGUUUCAGGCACUAUAUGUUGUGUGUUUUCUAUGGUCUUCCUCUUGUUCAUAAGGAUGGUAUCCUCCUUUCAACGGUUUCUGUCUUCAUUUUGCUAACCAAAGCUAUCUACUUAACCACUCUCUUCAUCUCCUGUCGCGACAAGCGUUACAUUGUGUUAAAACUGGUGGGUGUGAUCACUUUCAUGGUAGCCAUUGUUCUUCUUACGCUUUUCGCAAUUCAAAGCUCAUCUGCUAAACAAACAUUCGUUGGUGUUAUUUGCGUUGUCUCCUACUUUAUAUGUAGUGUUAGAGUUCCACUUUCUUCCAUCAAAACAGUAGUGGAGACAAAGUCUGUGGAGCACAUACCAUUACGCUUGUAUUCCCUUAAUUUCAUCGGUGCUGUGAUUUGGACUGCUUACUCGUUGACCUACAUUUUCGAUCUCUACGCCCUUAUAGCCAGUGGUCUUGGAACAUUGUUGUGUGGUUCUCAGCUAAUAGCUUAUGCUAUCUACAACAGAUCUACUCCAAAGGUGAAGACGGAGUAG